CCAGAAUCCGGAAGCCAUGUUUUCCGUUUUCAAGCUUACAGUUUUGUUCCUUCUUGUGAGAAAUAUUGGAGCAGAAGAAGUUGAUUUCAUCUACCAUGGCCUCAGAGGAGUUGAUCAUGUGAGCUUGGACGGUAUAGCUGAGAUCACAUCCAAUGGCCUUCUCUUGCUGACAAACAAUACAUUGCAAGAUACGGGCCAUGCCUUCUACACCAACCCAAUUCACUUCCUCAACAAAUCAUCAUCCGGUGGUGGCACCGGCACCGCUGCGGUACUCUCCUUCUCGACCACUUUUGUUUUUGCCAUCCUCCCCCAGUAUCCCAAUUUGGGUGGUCACGGUAUCGCUUGGUUCAUCGCACCCACAAGAGGCUUCCCUGGUGCUUUUCCAAGCCAAUAUCUUGGCCUCUUCAAUGAAACCGACAAUGGCCAUUCAACCAAUAAUGUAUUCGCAAUCGAACUCGAUACCAUAGAGAGUAAGGAGCUCAAUGAUAUCAACAACAAUCAUGUCGGUAUCGAUAUCAAUGGAUUGGACUCUGUUGCUUCUGCUCCGGCAUCCUAUUUCGAUGAGAGCGAUGGUGUGUCCAAGAACCUCACCCUCAUCAGUGGCGAUUCCAUGCAAGUCUGGGUGGAUUAUGAUGGUGUACACAAACAGCUAAACGUCACAUUAGCUCCAAUAAAUGUUCCUAAACCAGCUCUUCCCCUCUUGUCAGAGUCUCUCGAUCUUUCUCUGAUCAUGCAAGAGUCUAUGUUCAUCGGUUUCUCAUCCUCUCUUGGUUCUAUUCUCACUUCUCACUAUGUAUUGGGAUGGAGCUUCAAACUGAACGGGCAAGCAAAUGAAUUCAAUAUCUCCCAGCUUCCCAAACUUCCCCAAAGCAACCAGAAACCAGCAAUUCUGACCAUUGGGCUUCCUGUAAUUGUCUCUGCUUUAGUGUUAGGUAUUGUAAUUGGCAUAUUGAUUAGAAGGAAGAUAAAAUAUGCAGAAGUACUUGAAGAAUGGGAACUUGAUUAUGGGCCUCAUAGAUUCAAGUAUAAAGAUCUCUACGUCGCGACUGAUGGGUUUAAGCACAAGGAGCUUCUUGGUAUUGGUGGCUUUGGUAGAGUUUAUAGAGGUGUAUUACCCAUUUCCAAAAUUGAAGUUGCAGUGAAGAAGAUCUCACAUGAUUCAAGACAAGGGAUGAAGGAAUUUGUUGCUGAGAUUGUUAGCGUGGGUCAAUUACGACAUCGGAACUUAGUAACACUCUUGGGGUAUUGCCGGCGUAAAGGAGAACUUCUUUUGGUAUAUGAAUUCAUGCCCAAUGGAAGUCUAGACAAGUUCCUUUUCGAUUCAUCAAUGCCGGUGCUGAAUUGGAGUCAGAGGUAUCGAAUUAUUCGAGGUGUAGCAUCUGCACUGUUUUAUCUACAUGAGGAAUGGGAGAAGGUUGUGCUUCACAGAGAUGUAAAGUCCAGUAAUGUUCUAUUGGAUGGGGAAAUGAAUGCAAGAUUAGGAGAUUUUGGACUUGCGAAAUUGUAUGACCAUGGAUCUGAUCCUCAAACAACACAAGUGGUUGGGACACUGGGUUAUCUUGCACCAGAACUUUCAAGAACAGGGUUGGCCAACCCAAGCACAGAUGUGUUUGCAUUUGGGGCUUUUACAUUGGAAGUUGCUUGUGGGAGGAAGCCAAUAGAGCCAAGAGCAACAGCAGAGGAACUGAUGUUGGUGGAUUGGGUGUUCUCUUGUAAGAGAAUAGGGAAAAUUCUUGACACUGUGGAUCCAAACUUGGGGAUUAAUUAUGUCGAGAAGGAAAUGGAGUUGGUUUUGAAUCUUGGAUUGCUUUGCUCUCAUUGUGUUCCAACAGCAAGGCCAACUAUGAGACAAAUUGUGCAGUAUUUGGAGGGAGAACUCCCUCUACCAGAUUUGUCAUCUCUUAGUCUGUCUGCCAGUGGCAUAACAUCUGUGGAUGGCGAAGGCUUUGAUGAGUGUUUAACCAUGUCGUAUCCUUCUACUUCUUCUCAGGGGAUGAAAAUUCCAUCAUCACCAAAAGUUUCAGAAUUUCUACUCUCUGGAGGACGUUAA
Telopea speciosissima is the source of this 2050-nucleotide messenger RNA. Its product is annotated as L-type lectin-domain containing receptor kinase IV.1-like. Lineage: Eukaryota; Viridiplantae; Streptophyta; Magnoliopsida; Proteales; Proteaceae. The transcript has a single exon. Gene Ontology annotation, biological process: protein phosphorylation. Bases 17 to 2050 code for a protein of 677 amino acids. Gene Ontology annotation, cellular component: plasma membrane. Gene Ontology annotation, molecular function: protein kinase activity; carbohydrate binding; ATP binding. The record is from RefSeq and is a predicted model, not a curated record.